UUAGUAAACGUACUCAGUCGCUUUCCAGCACAGGGAAAAAAAUGCUCGUGGAUAAAUCUUUAAGCUCAGACGUUUAUUUUGAAAUCUACAACCGGAAGUGUGGUUCAAAUCACGGCUAACCUGACUGCGUGAAAGACGUGAGGCGGCGUUCGUCCAAACAGGAAGAAACUGUAAAGUACAUCUAAGUGAUUAAUUUUGUCUGUACUUCUGGAUAUUUCUGCUAUCACACCGAGAACUGACCAGUGGGCGGAGUCUACAAACUACUUUUCCACCGUGUUUGAGGACUGUGGACGGGUCCAGUCCGUAGUGAGCAGCACUGUUCGUGGGCUGACGCAUCAGUAGGAGUGGAGGAAGGCGGGGGGUGGGGGCUGUCGCACAACUAGGCUAGGCUAGGCUAGGCGAGCACGCUAGGAUAACAGCUUAAGCCCUCAGAAAUCCCCUUGGAGAACUUGAGAAACUGAAGUGUAAAACAAAAAACAGCUUUAGCCUGAUGUUUAAACGCCUGCUGCGAAUCCACCGAGAAGCUAAAGUAACACAACAAAUAACCGCCAAAAAAAACUUGCUAGCACUGCUAGUUAGCUGUCAUCAGCGCUGUUCAACACAUCCACAGCAGGGAUGUAGCGUUAGCUGGGAGAAAAACAGCCCAACUUUAUCUACAUUAGCAGAAAUCUAGUUAACUCACAUUUUAUGUUAACACAAUGCUGUCAUGCAUUAACACUGCAUUUUAAUUAAAGCCGCGCUAUGUGCGGUAUAGUUCACGUUCCAUUUAAUAGUUUGUGAAAUAUACAUUUUUGUUGGCGUGAUUAUUUUUGGACAUGUUUUAGUUUUUGGGACUGAGCUAACUUUUAAUUUUCGUGCUGUUGGCCAAUGCGUCGUUAGCAUGGAUGCAAGGGAGCCUGGCAGCAGCUCGGAGCGGUUACAUAAUGGCAGCAGGUCGGGAGAGAAGCUGCUGAACGUGUGGUCCUCAGCCCGGCUCUGACAGCGGCAACCUGCUCCGAGAAUCCCCCAACGCCCAGACAGUACAGCACAGAGCAGCAACACAGCAGCAUGGAGGAGCUCUGAGCCAGCAGGGAGACAAGAAACUCAAAAACAAGACGGAGCAUUGUUUUUCUGAAGAUGGAUGCAAGCCCGCUGAUAAACGCCAUGGACCCAUCCAUCACGCUGUGGCAAUUCCUGCUCCAUCUGCUGGAGGACGAGCGGCAGCGUCACCUGAUCUCUUGGACAGGUGAGGACGGAGAGUUCAAGCUGCUGGAUGCCGAGGAGGUCGCACGGCUGUGGGGGCUGCGCAAGAACAAACACAACAUGAACUAUGACAAACUGAGCCGAGCUCUCCGAUACUACUACGACAAGAACAUCAUAAAGAAGGUGAGUGGUCAGAAGUUUGUCUACAAGUUUGUCAGUCAGGCUGACCCUUCCCUCCCUGAGGGUGUACGCAAUGGAGAGGAGGGCCAAAGGCGGGACCUCGACCCAAACAGCCAAUCAAAAGGCCUCGGGGGCAUGAGCCCAACCUGUACAUCCAAGGGUGUCCCACAGCGCUCGUCACCCAGCUGCUCCCAGAAAAGCUCCAGAAAUGAUUACAUGAAGUCUGGCCUCUACUCCACCUUCACCAUCCAAUCACUGCAGGCUUCACCCAACCCACGGCCAAUCAAAACAGAGCUGCUGCUACAACAAGAGUCCGCGCCAAAGGUCGACCACACGCCCAGAGAGCUCUCUGUUUUACCAGAGUCUAAAUCAUCUGCAUCUGUAGGUGGCGCUGUGGACCCUGCUCUCCAGGUGAUCGUCACUCAGCCGUCUCCCUGUCCAACUCCGGCUCUCAGUCCCCAGAUAGCAGGCAACACCACCAGCCAAUCACAGGUUCCUCAGCUAAUCUGUGGCUCAGGGGAACCAGACCCACCUCUAACCAUCAUUGAGAGCCCACCCCCUCCCUCUAUGGAGCCCAGGGUCGAGCACCCUGCAGGGGAAGAGGAAGUUGGGGACAUGCUAACAGGCCCCUCCAUUCCUCUAGUGGCCUCAUCCUCCUCAGUGGCGGCACCUCCGGUGACGACCUCGUCUGAGGCAGCUCCUCCCAAACCAAAGAAGCCACGGGGCCUGGAGCUGCCCUCCUCUCCCUCCCUGCCUCCCGGCCUCUCGCUAGAUAAGGUCAAUGCAGCUGUGAACAGUUUGCUGGCUCCUGGAUCAGCGGCUAACACCCUCACCCCAACGGUCAUCACCUCCCACGCUCUGACUCCGGUGCUGCUGACUCCCAGUCCUCUUCCUUCCACCAUCCACUUCUGGAGCACGCUCAGUCCCAUUGCGCCUCGCUCCCCAGCCAAGCUCUCCUUCCAGUUUCCCACUAAUGGCAGUAAUCAGAUCCACAUCCCGGCUCUGAGCGUCGACGGCCUCUCCACCCCUGUGGUCCUCUCCCCAGGCCCCCAGAAGCCCUGAGCUCCCCUUCCGCAUCACACAGCUCCCCCCUGGGCACAGAACUCACCUGACGGUCCCCUGGCCUCCUGGAGGGUCUGACUCAAACCUUGUGUUUAAGCAGCACUGUUUGACUGGUAAGAUUGGGAGGUUGGUGUUUUAUGGGGACUUUUCACUGGUGGCGCCUUUCACAGCUGGUCCAGUUCACACUUCGGUGAACACCGGCGCCUCUCUCCACACUGACACUUAGAACAUUUUAAACGUGCAGAGAGCAGGUCGGCGUCCGGGCUCCGUCCUGUUAAAACCCGCCACUCGAACACUCUGACAAACAGGACACUUCUGUUGAAGCCAACCGAUGACAACAGCACAGAGGGGUUUCUUCUUUCUUCUUCUAUGGAGGGCUGCAACUAAUUAACUCUAGCAUAAAGGUUGUUUUUAACUCUUGCUGGUCUGUUCAUGUUUGUUCAGUCUCCAAACACAAACAUUCAGUUUACAAGGACAGAGAAAAGCCAAUGUUUUCAGAUUUUACUGGAGAAAUUAUAAAGUGAAAUACAUUGAUUUAAUGUGAGAACAGAUGUUCAUCAUUUGUGGGUCGACAGACUGAUUGAAGCCAGGAAAGACAUUUUUAAAAAGGGAUUCGACAGCUGAAAAGGAUCUGAGCCUCCUUAAUUUGAGGAAUCAACUGGAUUCACAAAGAUCCGAGACUCAGACUUUUCCCGGUGGAUCUUUCUGGGGCUCUUUCUUCAUGGCUGUCUGUUUUUUAAAAGGUGGUUUUGUUUCCUGUAUUCAGUGCACCUUUGUCUUUAGAACAACUGGACUGUUUUCACCACAGUCAUCAUGGCUCUCGACUGUGCAGGGUGUGUUUGAGUUCACCCCCCCGCCCCCCAAGACUUUUGCCUGUUGGGAUGGUUCUUUUCAGCACCAAUAGCGUAAACGUUAUAAACGCCGCUGUGCUGGAUUCCUUCAGAAACAGUUUUGGGCCCUUAAAGGGUUUUUUCUUUGCUCUUAUUGGCCGCGCCUUUCAGCACAUAUGCAUGGCCUGUUACUUGACUGAACGCCUCAGUGAUGUUUUGAACAGCCCAGUCAGAGAGGAGCGAUGAUGUUUUUACACAGCCACGUUAUUUCUCUACAAGCAUCUCUAUGCGACAGAUUGUAUAUUUUCUAAAAGACUCUGACUCUGAAAAAGUUGAACUGAAGUCGUCCUGGGACCCGUUUGGAUUUAAAGGUUUUAUCAAUGACGUACACACAUUCCUUUGGCUUUAAUUGUCAGUGUUUGUUUUAUUGAUGCACAACUGGACAAGAAAUGUUUUUAAAGGCUUUGCUUCCUGAAGACCACUGGGUGAUGACAGGCCCUUUUCAGAACAAACACAUCUGCUUCAGAUCAACUAUCACAGAGAAGUAAUGAGAAAUCUGACAUGAUCUCAUAUUGGUUGUAACGAGUUUAACUGCAUCAGCUGAAAGUGUGCGUCCUCAGUGUCUUCUUCACCUUCAUCUGUCCAUCGCUGACUGCACUGAGAUGUAUGUGAAUGCAUACAUCUUUGGUGGCAUGUUGCACUUCACUGUAUAACAUGAAGAGAAUAUUAACAGACUUAUGUUGGUGAGCAGCAGCCAAAGUUCUGUAAGAAAUGCCCAGACGUGUUCAAGAAGCAAAGCCUUUGUUGUCCAGUCUUGUUCUUUGAAAUUCAGCGUUCAUUCCAGACAGUAGGUUUGUGUUGUGUUGUUUUUGUUUUUCUGAGAGUUGUUCCUCAAAGUCUCAGAUUUAUGUCGUAAAUCUGCACUGAUGUUGCCACAAGGCGGCAGACUUCCACUGUUGUUUCCCUUUUUAUGCUGGGACUCAGGUGGGAUGAGCUCAGCCGCUGGAUGCCAGUUUGUGCAGAAUACUUUUAUCCACAAGUUCUCAGGUGGAGAACUACUUGUAGCAUGUGUGUUGAGCUGAAGCAUGUUGGACAGGAGAGGGCUGGGACAUGGAUCUGUUUGGUUACACAGGUGAGAAAAUGGUGAGUCACUCCAACAGAAUCAGUGCAUUCCAGCCUGCAGGUCCAUUUGUGACCUAGGAAACAUGACAGAGCUUUGUCAGCCAGCCAGUUGUCACCAGGCCACAAGCUCCAGGUGUGAAGGCAACUUGUGGCAGCAUCAGAACCUGCAGAUCAAUCGGCCGCAAGUUUCAACACACCUUCAACCUUGUUUUUUCUUUUUCUUCCUCAAAGACCCAAAGUGAGGCUGAACCAGCUGCGUACGACAGGUUGUUUUUCUUCUACAAUAGACUGUUGUUGUUGUUGUUUCUGAUACUAGCUAAGCUCUGGUUGCUAUGGCAACCUGACUUGACUGUUGCUGACCUGCAGGUUGCUUUUGUUGCUGAAGCUCCUUGUGAUGGCAGUGUUUGACGUGUUUCUAUGCUUCUGUGUGAUGAUGAGGCUACUGACGCGCACACUCAUACACUCACACACACACACACACACACACACACACACAUAUAUACACAUAAUGCAUCCCCUCGCAACCCCCACCCUAACCUGAGACCAAGUCCUGGCCCUUUGAAGGGCUGAGGACUGACAGCUUGUCCUCACUGGUGGUUUUAGGCUAAAAUGUGUCCAGACAACCGUAGGAAACGCGCGCACACAGCUGGACCAUCAGGAACUGAGUGAAGCUGAAAGUCACUGUUUCCAUCUCAGCUGAUGUUUGUUUGUUAUUCAGCCUGAAGUCAUGAGUUAAAACCCGCCAAACUUUGUGAACGUGCUGGACAACAACAUCCUCAGUUGUUCUGUGGCUGUGAUGUUUCACUGUGGUGCCUCUCCCUCCACAGAAAAUGGCCUUUUAAAAAGGGGGACUCUGCUGUGAUUGGGGUUCACUUAUUCACUCUGGAGUCUUUUUAGAUUUAACAUUUGUUAGUCUUACAGUUUCCAGUGUCUGAUACCAGAUCAGAGUUACAGCAGCUCAGUCUUUGAUCAUCAUGGAACAGAUCCAAACUUGAUCCUGCUUGAUCCAGAUUUUAUUAUAGGAAUACUUAUUCCAGAAGUGGAGACGUUUAUGUAAAACUAUAAAAAUGCGCUCAUGUAAUAUUUCUUCUUCACAUGUGGAUUCAGCCUCAGAUCAGUUCCUGAUGGUGCGGUUUCCCAGCCUCUCAGCGGUGACCUAAACGCAGCACCAAGCCAUCGCCUUCGACUGUUCUCUCCAGCAUGACUCUAUUUUUCUAUCAGAGAUGAUGUGUUUAUAUUGUAUGUGAGGUUUAAAGCGCGACGAAGCCUUAAAGAUUUCAGCGCUGCAGCAAAGAUGCAUCUUCAUUGUUAAUCCAGUCUGCAUCUUUCAGAGCAUGAACAUAAGCCAUUUAUAGUGAAGCUUACGCACUGAGCAUUGGGCUGCGGACAAACGUUUGAGUCCGACACGUUUCACGUCAACGUUUCUCUCACCAGCAGAACAUGAAGAAUGUUUUUAUACUGACUAGUAACAGUGGUGCGUUCUGGGUAACGUCCAGGCUCCCGUUCUUUAGGCUUGGCCACUGUCGGGGGUGAUGUUUGGAGGGAAACUGUUUGCUGGAGGUAAA
Messenger RNA from Monopterus albus (swamp eel), 5941 nucleotides. RefSeq names its product ETS transcription factor ELK1 (gene elk1). The transcript has 10 exons. Gene Ontology annotation, molecular function: DNA-binding transcription factor activity, RNA polymerase II-specific; sequence-specific DNA binding. Gene Ontology annotation, biological process: regulation of transcription by RNA polymerase II; cell differentiation. Lineage: Eukaryota; Metazoa; Chordata; Actinopteri; Synbranchiformes; Synbranchidae. The record is from RefSeq and is a predicted model, not a curated record. Gene Ontology annotation, cellular component: nucleus. Bases 1117 to 2424 code for a protein of 435 amino acids.